CGCGUGCAUGUGCGCUAAUCAACACACAAGAAGCUUGCUCGAGUUAAGAUGGCGGCAUGUGGGUGAGGAGGCUGGGAUCUAAACUCGAGGCUUCUCGCCAUUAAACAAAAACGAUUCCUAUGAAUCCACAAACUUACAGUCAUCGAAACGACAUCAAUUCCCACAUCGUUCACACAGGCCGGGUGUGAUUCGGGAGCGUCCUCAUGACAUCUAUACACUUCGUGGUUCACCCGUUGCCCGGGACCGAAGAUCAGCUCAAUGACAGGCUACGUGAAGUGUCGGAGAAACUAAACAAAUAUAGUUUCAAUAGUCAUCCACAUCUUAGCUUGUUGGAGCAGGCCACCCUGAAACAGUGUGUUGUUGGGCCUAACCAUGCUGGAUUUCUUCUUGAGGACGGACGUGUGUGUCGAAUCAGCUUUGCUGUCCAGCCUGAUCGCCUGGAGCUUAGCAAACCGGAUAGCAGUGAUGGUUCAAAGUUGAGCACUGGUUCGGGAACAGGAAGGAGCUCCAGGCCAGGCAGGACCAGUGAUCCACCCUGGUUCCUCUCUGGUUCUGACACACUUGGCAGACUAGCAGGCAACACCCUUGGGAGUCGAUGGAGCUCUGGUGUAAAUGGAGGCAGCGGUGGUGGUGGUGGUGGAGGUGGAGGAGGAGCUGGAGGGGGUGGAGCAGCCGGGGGAACUAGUGGAGGUGGAGGCGGCGGAGGAGGUGGAAGCGGAAGCACUUCGGGCAGGUCAUCAACAGCAGCACGUGACUCUCGUCGGCAGACCAGGGUGAUCCGUACAGGACGAGAUCGGGGAUCAGGUCUUCUAGGUAGUCAGCCACAACCAGUUAUACCAGCCUCAGUCAUACCCGAAGACCUGAUAUCCCAGGCCCAAGUAGUACUUCAAGGGAAGUCCAGGAGUGUGAUCAUUCGGGAACUCCAGAGAACCAACCUGGACGUCAACCUGGCUGUCAACAACCUGCUGAGCAGAGAUGAUGAAGACGGAGAUGAUGGAGAUGACACAGCCAGCGAGUCCUACCUCCCUGGAGCAGAGGACCUGAUGUCCUUGUUGGAUGCAGACAUUCAUUCAGCCCACCCCAGCGUGAUUAUUGAUGCAGAUGCGAUGUUCUCGGAGGACAUAAGCUACUUUGGAUACCCCUCUUUCCGACGCUCCUCACUGUCUCGCCUAGGAUCGUCCAGAGUUCUCCUUCUUCCCUUAGAGCGUGACUCGGAGCUGUUGCGUGAGCGUGAGUCUGUAUUGAGACUACGUGAGCGCCGCUGGCUGGACGGGGCCUCGUUCGAUACAGAACGAGGAUCCACCAGCCGGGAUGGAGAAACCAGCUUGGACAAGAAGAACAUCCCAGUUCAGAGCCCUGUCUCCCUUGGAGAGGAGCUUCAGUGGUGGCCGGACAAGGAUGGUGUAAAGUUUGUCAGCAUUGGGGCUAUGUUCUCUGAGUUGGUGGCUGUCAGCUCCAAAGGAGAACUUUAUCAAUGGAAAUGGACUGAAGCUGAACCCUACAGGAAUGCCCAGAAUCCUUCCAUUCAUCAUCCACGUGUGUCUUUCCUCGGUCUGGCUAAUGAGAGGAUCACCUUAUUGUCUGCCAAUAGUAUCAGAGCCACAGUGGCAACAGAGACCAACAAGGUGGCAACUUGGGUUGACGACACACUAAGCACAGUCGCCUCUAAGCUUGAGCACACUGCCCAAGCUUUCCCUGAACUGCAGGGGGAACGCAUGGUGUCCCUCUACUGCUGUGCGCUCUACACUUGCGCACAGUUGGAGAACAGCCUCUACUGGUGGGGUGUGGUGCCUUUUAGUCAGCGGAAGAAAAUGCUUGAAAAGGCCAGAGCCAAGAAUAAAAAGCCAAAGUCCAGUGCUGGCAUUUCCUUGAUACCCAACAUCACAGUGGGAACCCAAGUAUGCUUGAGGAAUAACCCACUCUACCAUGCUGGGGCAGUGGCCUUUUCAGUCAGCGCUGGGAUUCCAAAAGUGGGCGUCUUGUUGGAGUCUGUGUGGAACAUGAAUGACAGCUGCAGGUUUCAGCUGCGCUCGCCAGAAAGCCUAAAGAACAUGGAGAAGACCACUAAAACCCAAGAAACCAAGACUGAAAGCAAACCUGAGCUGGUAAAGACUGAAAUGGGUCCUCCACCUUCCCCAGCUUCUACAUGCAGUGAUACUUCCUCCAUUGCUAGCAGCGCCUCACUGCCAUACAAGCGAAGACGCUCCACCCCGGCCCCAAAGGAAGAGGAGAAAGUGAACGAAGAACAAUGGCUUCUUAGAGAGGUGGUGUUUGUGGAGGAUGUUAAGAAUGUCCCUGUGGGAAAGGUGCUGAAAGUGGAUGGUGCAUAUGUUGCUGUAAAGUUUCCAGGAACAUCGAGCAGCAUGAGCAACCAGACGACCACUGCCCCCGCUGACUCAGACCCCUCUUCACUGCUGCAGGACUGUAGGCUUCUUAGGAUAGAUGAACUUCAGGUGGUCAAAACUGGUGGUACUCCAAAGGUUCCUGACUGUUUUCAGCGCACACCCAAAAAGCUCUGUAUCCCAGAAAAGGCAGAGAUCUUAGCUGUUAAUGUUGACUCCAAAGGAGUUCAUGCAGUGCUGAAAACUGGUAACUGGGUUAGGUACUGUAUCUUUGAUCUGGCCACCGGCAAAGCUGAGCAGGAAAAUAACUUCCCUACUAGCAACAUGGCCUUCCUGGGUCAGAGUGAGCGCAAUGUGGCCAUCUUUACUGCAGGACAGGAAUCUCCAAUCAUUCUUCGAGAUGGAAAUGGCACUAUCUACCCAAUGGCAAAAGACUGCAUGGGUGGAAUUAGAGAUCCUGAUUGGCUGGAUCUGCCACCAAUAAAUAGCCUAGGAAUGGGGGUGCAUUCUCUUGCCAAUAUUCCCUCUCUAAACUCUACCAUUAAAAAGAAAGCUGCUAUUAUAAUUAUGGCUGUUGAGAAGCAGAUGCUGAUGCAGCAUGUUUUGCGUUGUGACUACGAAGCGUGUCGGCAGUAUUUGGUGAAUCUUGAACAAGCUUUCCUGUUUGAUCAGGGCACCCAUGCCCUCGGCGCACUUCUAGGCCACCGCUGUGACGGAAACCGCAACAUUCUGCAUGCUGCUGUCUCCGUUUGCUUCCCUGUUAGUAACAAAGAAACCAAAGAGGAGGAAGAGGCUGAAAGGUCAGAGCGGAACACGUUUGCUGAGCGCUUGUCUGCUGUGGAGGCCAUUGCAAAUGCCAUCUCUGUGGUCUCCAGCAACAGCUCUGGAAACAGGACUGGCUCCUCUAGUAGCAGAGGACUUCGGCUGAGAGAAAUGAUGCGGCGCUCUCUAAGAGCCGCCGGCCUUGGCCGCCAUGAGUCGGGCCCAUCCUCAAGCGACCACCAGGACCCUGUGUCACCUCCAAUUGCCCCACCAAGUUGGGUUCCUGACCCCCCUCCCAUGGACCCUGAUGGUGAUAUUGACUUCAUUCUAGCACCACCUGUGGCUUCACUAACAACAGCCUCCACUGGGACCAGCCAGGGACCUAGCACCUCUACCAUACCAGGACCAUCCAUGGAACCAUCUGUGGUCGAAUCCAAAGACAGGAAGGCCAAUGCCCACCUUAUUCUGAAGCUGAUGUGUGACAGUGUUGUUCUGAGGCCACAUCUACGUGAACUGCUGUCUGCUAAGGAUGCCCGAGGAAUGACCCCCUUUAUGCUGGCAGUCAGUGGGAGAGCCUAUCCUGCAGCCAUCACUGUGCUGGAGGCAGCACAGAAAAUGGCUAAAGUGGGUGAUCCAGGCAUUGCAGAGAAGGAGGAUUCAGACUCUGUUUUCAUGGAAAUGAUUUGUCCCCUGGGGACCAACCCUGACGAUUCACCCCUAUAUGUCCUCUGCUGCAAUGACACAUGCAGUUUUACUUGGACUGGAGCUGAACACAUUAAUCAGGACAUCUUCGAGUGUCGGACAUGUGGAUUACUUGAGUCCCUUUGCUGCUGCACUGAGUGUGCUAGGGUGUGUCACAAAGGACACGACUGCAAACUCAAGAGGACCUCUCCAACAGCGUACUGUGACUGCUGGGAGAAAUGCAAGUGUAAAACACUGAUUGCUGGCCAAAAGGCUGCUCGCCUAGAUUUGCUAUACAGGUUGCUUACUACCACUAACCUGGUUACAGCACCAAAUAGCAGGGGUGAGCAUAUCCUACUGUUCCUAGUACAGACUGUUGCCAGGCAGAGUGUUGAACACUGUCAGUACAGACCACCACGAAUCAGAGAGGACAGGAAUCGCAAGGCUGCAAGUGCAGAAGACUCUGAUAUGCCAGAUCAUGACUUGGAGCCACCUCGCUUUGCUCAGCUGGCUCUGGAGAGAGUUCUGCAGGACUGGAAUGCCCUGAAGUCUAUGAUCAUGUUUGGUUCACAAGAGAAUAAAGACCCUCUGAGUGCAAGCAGUAGAAUUGCCCACCUCCUCCCGGAAGAGCAAGUUUAUUUAAAUCAGCAGAGUGGCACCAUUCGCCUUGACUGUUUCACCCACUGUCUUAUUGUCAAGUGCGCACCUGACAUCACUUUCAUAGACACUUUACUGGGUACACUGGUAAAGGAGCUGCAGGUCAAGUACACACCUGGUCGAAGAGAGGAGGCAGUCACCGUCACUAGGCGGUUUCUUCGCUCUGUAUCCAGAGUAUUUGUGAUACUCAGUGUGGAGAUGGCCUCAUCCAAGAAGAAAAACAACUUCAUCCCUCAGCCCAUUGGAAAAUGCCGGCGUGUUUUCCAAGCUCUUCUUCCCUAUGCUGUGGAGGAGCUCUGUAAUGUGGCAGAGUCACUGAUCGUUCCAGUUCGGAUGGGCAUCGCAAGACCAACGGCCCCGUUUACUUUGGCUAGUACAAGUAUUGAUGCUGUUCAGGGCAGCGAGGAGCUCUUCUCUGUUGAACCACUUCCUCCAAGACCUUCACCCGAUCAGUCCAGCAAUUCCAGUCAGACGACCGCUUCUUAUAUCAUCAGGAACCCCCAACCUCGGCACAGUGGCCAGUCCCAGCCUGUCAGAGGAAGAGAUGAAGAACAGGAUGACAUCGUAUCAGCAGAUGUGGAAGAGGUUGAAGUGGUGGAGGGAGUAGCGGGUGAGGAAGACCACCAUGAUGAUCAAGAAGAGCAGGGAGAGGAAAAUGCUGAGGCAGAAGGACAGCAUGAUGAGCAUGAUGAAGAUGGGAGUGACAUGGAACUUGAUCUUCUCGCAGCUGCAGAAACGGAGAGCGAUAGUGAAAGCAACCACAGCAAUCAAGAUAAUGCUAGUGGCCGCAGGAGCGUUGUUACAGCAGCCACAGCUGGCUCUGAAGCAGGUGCAAGCAGUGUCCCUGCCUUCUUUUCAGAGGAUGACUCCCAGUCCAAUGACUCCAGUGACUCUGACAGCAGCAGUAGUCAAAGCGAUGAUGUCGACCCUGAAACAUUUCUGUUCGAUGAACCGCUGGAAAGGACAACUAAUGCGUCCCAUGCCAAUAGUGCAGCUCAGGCUCCUCGAUCCAUGCAAUGGGCAGUUAGAAACACUCCCAACCAAAGGGCUGCUGGAAGUGCUCCUCCCAGUUCAUCAGCAUCAGCUGCGAGCUCAACUGGCCUCAUAUAUAUUGAUCCAACAAACUUGCGUCGCUCAAGUGCAAUCACCUCUAGCGCUGCUGCAGCUGCUGCUGCUCUGGAGGCCAGCAACUCCAGCAGCUAUCUGACAUCUGCCAGCAGCCUAGCUCGGGCCUACAGUAUUGUCAUCAGACAGAUCUCAGACCUUAUGAGUUUGAUUCCAAAGUACAAUCACCUUGUCUACUCACAGUAUCCUGCCUCUGUGAAGCUUACCUAUCAGGAUGCGGUCAACCUGCAGAACUAUGUUGAGGAAAAGUUAAUACCCACCUGGAACUGGAUGGUGUCCAUCAUGGAUUCAACAGAGGCUCAGUUGAGAUAUGGGUCUGCAUUGUCAUCUGCUGGAGACCCUGGUCACCCUAGUCACCCCCUUCACGCCUCUCAACAUUCAGCACGCAGGGAACGCAUGACUGCUCGGGAGGAGGCCAACCUCCGCACCCUAGAAGGCCGGAGAAGAGCAGCCACUCUGCUGACAGCCCGCCAAGGCAUGAUGUCUGCACGAGGCGACUUCCUAAACUAUGCCUUAUCACUCAUGCGCUCCCACAAUGAUGAGCACUCAGAUGUGCUUCCAGUGCUGGAUGUUUGCUCGCUGAAACAUGUAGCCUAUGUUUUCCAGGCCCUAAUCUACUGGAUUAAGGCCAUGAACCAGCAGACCACUCUGGAGACCCCACAGAUGGAUAGAAAGAGGAAUCGAGAGAUUUUGGAAUUGGGUUUGGACAAUGAGGAUUCAGAACAUGAAAAUGAUGAGGACACCAAUCAAAGUUCGACUCUACAAGACAAAGACGAAGAUGCUGCUCCUGCUGAAACGGGUCAAAAUCACCCUUUCUUCCGUCGCUCGGACUCCAUGACUUUCUUGGGCUGCAUUCCACCCAACCCCUUUGAUGUUCCCUUGGCUGAGGCCAUACCACUAGCAGACCAGCCCCACCUCCUGCAGCCUAAUGCGAGGAAGGAGGAUCUGUUUGGGCGACCCUCUCAGGGUUUGUACUCAUCUUCUUACCUGGCAACUAAAGGCCUGGCUGAGGCAAGCGCAGACAGGAACUGCCUGGAGGUAAACUUGGGCUCCUCUCUACCCUCCCCCUCACAGGUCCUUCCCACUAAGAUGUCUUACUCGGCCAACCUGAAGAAUGUAAUGAGUAUGGAGACUUCUCAGCAAAGCUCUGAGGACCAACCACUAGCAAACCAGGAAAUAGAAGCCUCAAAAGCUGGUCCUUCACCCCAUGACCUUGCUGCUCAGCUGAAGAGCAGCCUGCUAGCUGAGAUUGGCCUCACUGAAAGUGAUGGACCUCCUCUCCCGUCAUUCAGACCUCACUGUAGUUUCAUGGGGAUGAUGAUCUCACAUGACAUGCUGCUUGGACGCUGGCGUCUUUCAUUGGAACUUUUUGGUCGUGUCUUCAUGGAGGAUGUUGGAGCUGAGCCAGGAUCGAUCCUCACUGAGCUUGGUGGUUUUGAGGUGAAAGAAUCAAAGUUCCGUCGAGAAAUGGAGAAGUUAAGAAAUCUGCAAUCCCGAGACUUGGCCUUGGAAGUUGAUCGGGAUAGAGACCAACUAAUACAACAGACUAUGCGUCAGCUCAACACUCACUUUGGCAGACGCUGCACUACCACCCCGAUGGCUGUACACAGAGUAAAAGUCACCUUUAAAGAUGAGCCUGGCGAGGGCAGUGGUGUGGCCCGCAGCUUCUACACAGCCAUUGCGCUGGCACUCCUUUCUAAUGACAAGCUUCCCAAUUUGGACUGCGUCCAGAGUGUCAGCAAGGGCAUGCAGGCCAGCAGUACGUGUCAUCACGAUUACAAUUCAAACCUAAUGCAGCGUUUGAGAAACAGAGACCGGGAAAGGGAAAGGAGAAGUGGAGGUCUAAGGGCUGGAUCCAGGAGGGAUCGAGACAGAGACUCUCGGAGACAACUGUCCAUAGACACAAGGCCGUUCAGGCCAUCAUCUGAGGGCAACCCCAGUGAUGAGCCAGACCCUCUGCCUGCCCACAGACAAGCCUUGGGAGAAAGACUCUAUCCGCGUGUUCAUGCAAUGCAACCGGCCUUUGCUAGUAAAAUUACAGGCAUGUUGCUGGAGCUGUCCCCUGCGCAACUAUUGCUGCUGUUGGCCAGUGAGGAUUCUCUCAGAGCCAGAGUAGAAGAGGCUAUGGAGCUGCUCAUUGCACAUGGAAGGGAAAAUGGUGCUGACAGUAUACUGGAUCUGGGUCUUCUGGAAGCUCCAGAGAAAGCACAACAACUGGAGAACCGGAAGCGCCAUGGUUCAACCCGCAGUGUGGUGGACAUGGAGCUCGAUGACCCAGACGAUGGGGAUGACAACGCACCCCUCUUCUAUCAGCCUGGCAAGCGGGGCUUCUAUUCCCCUCGGCCCGGAAAGAACACAGAAGCCAGAUUAAACUGCUUCCGCAACAUCGGCAGGAUAUUAGGGUUGUGUCUUCUUCAGAAUGAGCUCUGUCCAAUAACGUUAAAUAGACACGUUAUCAAGGUCUUGCUCGGAAGGAAGGUGAACUGGCACGACUUUGCAUUUUUCGACCCUGUCAUGUACGAAAGUCUGCGGCAGCUUAUUCGCCAUUCACUGGCCGGUGAAGCAGACGCAGUAUUCGCUGCUAUGGACUUGGCCUUUGCUAUUGACCUCUGCAAAGAGGAAGGGGCUGGACAGGUGGAGCUUCUUUCUGGUGGGGUCAACAUGCCAGUAACUCCCCUCAAUGUGUACGAGUAUGUUCGAAAGUAUGCAGAGCACAGAAUGUUGGUGGUGCCUGAGCAACCUCUCCACGCAAUGAGGAAGGGUCUGCUGGAUGUUCUUCCUAAGAAUGCCCUUGAAGACCUGACUGCUGAGGACUUCAGGUUGCUGGUCAAUGGUUGCGGCGAGGUCAACGUGCAGAUGCUCAUUAGCUUCACCUCCUUCAAUGAUGAGUCUGGGGAAAAUGCUGACAAACUACUGCAGUUUAAGCGCUGGUUCUGGUCUAUCGUUGAAAAGAUGAGCAUGACUGAGCGGCAAGAUCUGGUAUACUUCUGGACGUCCAGCCCUUCCCUGCCAGCCAGCGAAGAGGGCUUUCAGCCUAUGCCCUCCAUUACUAUCCGGCCUCCAGACGACCAGCACCUCCCUACAGCAAAUACAUGCAUCUCGCGCCUCUACGUGCCACUGUAUUCUUCAAAACAGAUACUUAAACAGAAACUCCUGUUAGCCAUUAAGACCAAGAACUUUGGUUUUGUGUAGAGGCUCAACAGAAAAGAGUUUUAAAAAAUGAAAAAAGAAAAAAAAGUAAAACAUGUUUACUGUUGUGUAAUAUUUACUUAGCUCCAUUUUGUAGAUUUAUUUUUUGUCUAUACAAUUUUAUUAAAUUUGACAUACUGUCGCUAUCUCCCCAACGAUGUGUUGUGAACACAAACUUGUUAUUUUUAUUUCAAUUUUUAUUGUUUAUUUUUCUUUUUGUGUUCAUGAAAAAUAUGUAUACAGUCCAGAACAUUCCUGCAUUGGCACUGUAAAAUGUAAAGCCCACAGCUCUGCUCUAUUGACUUAAACAUUUGCUUCCCAUAAAUUUGGUUUGACAGAAAGCUGUCUGCCGAAACCCAGCCAAAGAUGACGGCAGUAGAGGUAUUUAAAAGAAGACGCACUGUGAUUAUAAUUUUCCUUCCCCAGAAAAGUACUAUCACUGACAGUUCACUGCUGCCUUUCUGGGAAAUCUUUUUUUUUCUUGUACAGGGGGAGUAGGGAAUUUCAAAAUAAACUUGGAUGCAAAAUUGA
Messenger RNA from Nerophis lumbriciformis (worm pipefish), 9287 nucleotides. It is a transcript of the gene ubr5, whose product is annotated as ubiquitin protein ligase E3 component n-recognin 5. The record is from RefSeq and is a predicted model, not a curated record. Gene Ontology annotation, cellular component: cytoplasm; nucleus. NCBI's taxonomy places the organism in Eukaryota, Metazoa, Chordata, Actinopteri, Syngnathiformes, Syngnathidae. Gene Ontology annotation, biological process: protein polyubiquitination; positive regulation of canonical Wnt signaling pathway. Gene Ontology annotation, molecular function: ubiquitin binding; zinc ion binding; ubiquitin-ubiquitin ligase activity.